This is a messenger RNA of Purpureocillium lilacinum, 582 nucleotides long. RefSeq lists its product as uncharacterized. Gene Ontology annotation, cellular component: mitochondrion. NCBI's taxonomy places the organism in Eukaryota, Fungi, Ascomycota, Sordariomycetes, Hypocreales, Ophiocordycipitaceae. Gene Ontology annotation, molecular function: translation release factor activity. Gene Ontology annotation, biological process: translational termination. The record is from RefSeq and is a predicted model, not a curated record.
AUGUUCCGCCUCGCCUCCACCUCUUCCAUCCCUCGCAUCAUCCACCCAGCUCCCGCGCUCACAUCACCGCUCUUCCGCCCGCGCCCUUUGAGCACCACUGCCUUCCACCUCACAAAGAGCCUCCCCUCGCGGCCCAAGCCGCCUCCAGACUCCGAGAUCGAGGAGUCCUUCCUCAAGGGCAGCGGGCCGGGCGGCCAGAAGAUUAACAAGACCAAUUCAGCCGUCCAGCUCAAGCACAUCCCCACCGGCAUCGUUGUCAAGUCCCAGGCCACCCGCUCCCGCAGCCAGAACCGCAAGCAUGCCCGCGAGCUGCUGGCGCAAAGGGUAGACGAUCUCCUUCAUGGCGACCAGAGCCGGUCCGCCAUUGUCGGCGAGGUGAAGAGGAAGCGCGCCGCCAGUGCCGCCAAGAAGAGUCGCCGCAAGUACAGGAAGCUGCAAGACGACGAAGAGCCCUCCAAUGCGCAGGACGCCGAGGAGCCGUCCGACCACGUGCGGCGACAGCAAAACGAGCCGGAUACUACUACGCAGGCUGCAGAAUCAGGUAGCUCAAGUAGCACAAGCACAAGCAAAGACAAACCUUGA